This is a messenger RNA of Exophiala bonariae, 789 nucleotides long. RefSeq lists its product as uncharacterized. The record is from RefSeq and is a predicted model, not a curated record. The transcript has 2 exons. Lineage: Eukaryota; Fungi; Ascomycota; Eurotiomycetes; Chaetothyriales; Herpotrichiellaceae. The coding region runs from base 1 to 789 and encodes 262 amino acids.
AUGCUGCAGUCGACUAGAGCCUCUGAGAAGAGCCUCGCUUUGGCCCAAUGGGCUGCCACCAAAGACUUUUGGGAGCACUGCUCAUCCCAGAAUGAGACCUCUGCCAGGCUAUUGACCUCAGACUGUACCAAAGCGUUAGCAACGCCACUUCCUCCGCCACCUCUGCAAAAACGAGGCUUUGAGUUCCUGAAAUAUUCCUCCCUCGAUGGAGGUAUUUCACCUGGUGCUCUUCGUGGGGUUUCCACUGCCACGGCGGUCUUUGGCCUGUUGAUCGUGUGCGCAGGCCUUGCUGCACGAUCAGGGUUCCACAUGUCCAGAGAGCGGUCCUGGCAAUGGCUCUGGACCAGCCGAACUCAGCACCACUUAUCAACGUCGUCUUCCUCGGCCUUUAACGAGACCAUUACGCACGUUCCGAUCACGAUCCCACGGCGCGGUAUUUAUUCUUCAGCUGUAACUCUACGCCAUCUGGUGACGACGCAGCUGAGAAAUCGUGUCAAAUUUCAUCACGUUCUCUGGAAGACGCCUCAAGAAGAAGAUGCAUGGGAAACCACUGGGCAUUCCAUGGGCGACGGCGACGGCCAUGGCCCUCAUGGAAGUGAUCUCGACAAUCAAAGUAUCAUUCCUGACCCAGACUCAGAUGAGAGUGAUGCCGAGACCGCAAAUCUGCCUGUUUCGCCUGUCACCUCGGUCAAUCUAGGUAUACAUGGCUCUAAACAGUCCCAAGACGAUAGUUCCAUAAGGCAGCAGGAUGAAGAUCUAGCUAGCCUCGGUUCCCAAUGGUCCGAUUAG